ACAACGCGUUCCACAUAACUGAAAUAAAAAUCUGUUUUUACAGACAUAAUUUAUUCUGCGCUUUAUAUAUGUAUAUAUAUAUAUUAGUUACAAUAACGUUUAAAUUAGGAAAUCUUUUUUGUGUGUAAAUCGCUAAAAUUGUACAUGCUAUUUGUGGGUAAAUCCUCGUGAGGGUGUUGUGCGUUGGUGAUUUCCUUCCCCUAGAAAACGCACAGUCCAUGAUUAGAUAAAGUAAACAGAGAAAAUUCGGAUUGUUUUCGCUUUAACACCAUCAAUAGAGAUUUUCAAUUGUUUGUAUUAUGAUUUGUAAUUUUAUGCCAGUGAUAUAACUGAUAUAUUUUUCAACAAAAAAGAAAAGAGUAGCUACUAUAAUGCUCUAGUCAUUAGUUCCUUUGAUAUGCAGGCAUGGCAUGCUGAUAAGUACUGGUUAUAACUAGGUUAUAAUAGCUUUAGUGCCAUGCCAUGGACAGAGAGACGUUAGGUGCAUGUAGCAGUCUGGUGAAGUUGGACCAUCAACCAUGUGCUCAGCUGCAGCCGUCUCACUUUCUGCACUACAUCCAGACAGAAAUCCCCUACAGCCAGUUCUUCAGCAAACACCUGCUGCCCAACCGACCAUGCAUGUUCUCCUCCAACUUCACCCAGAACUGGAGCUGCAGGAGCCGCUGGGUCGGCCAAGACGGCAAGCCCGACUUCCACACACUCCUGCAGGAGUUUGACGAGACAUCGGUUCCAGUGGCAGACUGCAACACCAAAGAGUACAACUCCAACCCCAAACACUCCAUGAGCUUCAGAGAUUUCCUCUCAUACUGGAGGGACUACAUCCAGAACGGACAUUCUUCACCUAAAGGCUGUCUUUACCUGAAGGACUGGCACAUGCACAGGAUGUUUCCAGAGCACCACGCCUACACCACGCCCAUCUACUUCUCCUCUGAUUGGCUCAAUGAGUACUGGGACACUUUGGACAUGGAUGACUAUCGCUUCGUCUACAUGGGGCCUAAAGGAUCCUGGACGCCGUUCCACGCCGACGUGUUCCGCUCCUACAGCUGGUCGGCGAACAUCUGCGGCCGUAAGAAAUGGCUGCUGUACCCCCCGGGGCAGGAGGAGUUCCUGCGAGACUGCUGUGGAAACAUGGCAUAUGAUGUCACAUCCCCCACCCUGCAGGAUCAGCGUCGUUUCCCACGAUUCAGUGAGGCCCGCCGUCCCCUGGAGGUCAUUCAGGAAGCUGGAGAGAUCCUGUUCGUCCCCAGCGGCUGGCAUCAUCAAGUCUACAACCUGGAGGACACAAUCUCCAUUAACCAUAACUGGCUGAAUGGCUGUAAUGUGGAUGUGGUGUGGGAGUUCCUGCAGGGGGAGCUGUUGUCCGUACAGAAGGAGAUAGACGAGUGGAGGGACACCAUGGAAUCCUGGGACAAUCACUGUCAGGUGAUGAUGAAGUCAUGUACGGGGAUCGACUACGCUGAAUUCGCCUCCUUCCUCAAAACCAUUGCUAAUCACCGUAUCUCCUUUCUGUCCUCUCCCCACGGAAACGCAUGCUCCGAGACGCUGAGCGCUCUCGGACCUCACCAUGCGACCUUUGACCUUCAGAGGGUGGCUCAUACCUUGGACAGCAUGCUCAGCAAUGAGGAUUUUAAGCGAGUGCAGGUGUCCACGCUGGGCUUUAACGUGGAGGAGCUGCUGCAGAAGAUCAGAGACACCAUCAGCAAACACAACACUGCAUACUAAACACCUUUAAACACCAUUUACCAUAACAUCGCCAUGCUGUAUUGCACAAUAUCAAACAACCGAUUAUCGGCUCAGACCCGGUGGAGAACCGUCCGGAUCAUCAAACGUACAGCAGCGACAAUUUAAUACAGGGUAUUUUAAAAAAUAAACUUAUUAUACACAUCAUGAAUAACUGUUAACUAUUCUCAGUAACUUCAUUAUAUAUCAACAAUAACCCUGAGUCACUGUGGCAAACGAUAAGGUCAUCAUCUAGAUUUGUUUUAUAGUCCUCCAGCCAUUUUAUCUUAGCUUUUUAU
This is a messenger RNA of Ictalurus furcatus (blue catfish), 2018 nucleotides long. RefSeq names its product jumonji domain containing 4 (gene jmjd4). The record is from RefSeq and is a predicted model, not a curated record. Gene Ontology annotation, cellular component: cytoplasm; nucleus. Gene Ontology annotation, molecular function: histone H4R3 demethylase activity; sequence-specific DNA binding. NCBI's taxonomy places the organism in Eukaryota, Metazoa, Chordata, Actinopteri, Siluriformes, Ictaluridae. Bases 463 to 1722 code for a protein of 419 amino acids. Gene Ontology annotation, biological process: positive regulation of translational termination; negative regulation of gene expression; protein hydroxylation. The transcript is spliced from 6 exons.